Messenger RNA from Nothobranchius furzeri (turquoise killifish), 2387 nucleotides. RefSeq names its product G protein nucleolar 3 (gene gnl3). Gene Ontology annotation, molecular function: GTP binding. The record is from RefSeq and is a predicted model, not a curated record. Gene Ontology annotation, cellular component: nucleolus. NCBI's taxonomy places the organism in Eukaryota, Metazoa, Chordata, Actinopteri, Cyprinodontiformes, Nothobranchiidae.
GGUGGCGAAACUUUCUGGUAGAAAAACCGGAAAUUAAACAUCUGACCUGCCUAGAUAGACUUCCACGUGCGACACUGCAAUAGUCACGUUGUCGGUCUCAGCGGUUCAUCAUGAGGCGACCAAAGUUAAAGAAAGCGAGCAAACGGAUGUCUUGUUCCAAACGUUACAAAAUACAGAAAAAGGUUCGAGAGCAUCACAAAAAACUUAGAAAAGAAGCUAAGAAGAAAGGAGUUAAAAAACCGGUGAAGAAAGAUCUCGGAGUUCCCAACAGUGCUCCUUUCAAGGAGGAGGUCCUCAGAGAGGCAGAGCAGAGGAGGCUCCAGAUUGAAGAAGAAAAUGAAAGAAAACGACAAGCCAAAAAAGUGGAGCGAGCCCAGAAAAGGAAAAAGGAGAAGGAGGCUGCUGCAACUACAGAAUCAGAACCUGAUGCCAAGAAGACGCGAGUGGAUAAAACAUCAAAUCGUUCAGAGAAACAAGUAACUCAAAACAAGAACUCGAAACAUUUUCUCUGCUCUCAAAUAAAAAAGACAAUUGAUGCCGCUGAUGUAGUGAUAGAAGUCCUUGAUGCUCGAGAUCCGUUGGGCUGCAGGUGUCCACAGCUGGAGGAGGCUGUGCUGCUCUCGGGCAACAAGAAAUUACUUCUAGUUUUAAACAAAAUAGAUUUGGUUCCAAAGGAGAACGUGGAGGCGUGGAUGGAGUGUUUGCAAAAAGAGCUUCCUGUUGUGGCAUUCAAAGCGUCGACGCAGAUCCAACACAAAACUGUGCAAGCCAAAAAGAGCAGAUUUAAACCCUCCAAUGAUGUCCUGGACAAGUCCAGAGGAGCAGCCUGUUUUGGAAACUCUUGUCUCAUUGAGAUUCUGACCAGUUUAGCUGCUGAGAGACAAAGUGAAGCUGCUCUCAAAGUUGGUGUAGUCGGUUUUCCUAAUGUAGGGAAGAGCAGCCUCAUUAACAGCUUGAAAGGAAUGCUGGCGUGUAAUGUUGGGACUGUCAGAGGCACUACGAAACAUAUGCAGGACGUGCACAUCCUAAGGAAUCUGAAGGUGAUGGACAGCCCAGGGAUUGUGGCGUCACUGUCGAAUCCUGCCGUUUCCAUGACUCUGAGGAGCCUGCAGGUGGAGGAUGGUCACCUGAGCAAGCUUGAUGCUGUCAGGACGCUGCUGAAGGAGUGCAACAGUAGCCAGAUCAUGCUUCAGUACAACGUUCCAGACUUCAAAAAUUCCCUGGAGUUUUUGACUCAGUUGGCUAAGAAACGAGGGUUCCUGCAGAAGGGUGGCGUUCCUAAUACGGAGCAGGCGGCUAGCACUUUCCUUGACGACUGGACGGGAGCCAAACUAAGCUACCACUGUAAGGUUCCGGGCAACCACAGCCCCCCCACUUACGUGUCUGACACCGUGGUGGCUAAAAUGUUCAGCGGCUGGGAUCUCAGCAGGAUAAAAGCGGGAAAUGAGGAAACGCUGAAAGGUGUUAAGUUUCCAAACCUGGCCAGCAGCAUAAGUUUUCACUCUACAGGCCCAACAGCUGGUCUGCUGAGUGUGGCCGAGGUGUCUGAAGAUCAACCCAUAGCUGCAGAGCAGAACAAGGAUGUAGAGCUUGAACAACCUCACCAGGACUCGCCUGAAGCGCAGCCGCUUGAGAACCCCCAGAAAACUUCACACAAAGAGAAACGGGUGAAAUUUCAGCCCGUCCCCGUCGACAUCAGCCUCUCUACAGUCAGCACAGACGACGCCUAUGACUUCAACACAGAUUUUAAAUGAACUGAUUUUAUUAUUCAUGUCUGAAUUUUCUGAUGGCGCUUUUCCAUUAUGUGAUGUGCUAUGACUUUGGUUCUGUUGGCAUCACCUGAGAGGAGGAAAUAAAGAAGUUUUGUCUUUAACUCUGGCCUAAACGCUUCAGUGGGAGAAGAUGAAGCAGGCAGGAGUCAUGCUGAAUCAGACACCGCGUGAUAGAAAUCAGCCCUAAAAUCUCUAAAAUGUUGCUGUUUCUACCAGUGUGUGUGUGUGUGUGUGUGUGUGUGUGUGUGUGUGUGUGUGUGUGUGUGUGUGUGUGUGUGUGUGUGUGUGUGUGUGUGUGUGUGUGUGUGUGUGUGUGUGUGUGUGUGUGUGUGUGUGUGUGUGUGCGCGCGUACGUGCAUCAUUUACUCAUCCUGCUCUGGGAAUGCGGUCACACUAAGCCAUGUCCUCAGUCAUGACCAUAGACUGUACAUACCUGAACAGGAUGAAUUUAAAGGGCCUCAACUUUAACCCUGGAAGUUUUUACUGAGAUGUCUGUUCCGGUCAUUAUUAAGUGGUUGUGUAAAUGUCCAUUUUAAACAGAUUUACCGUGUUUGAACUUGUCAAAUCUAAAUUCAGAAACUGUACAAAGAUGUAAUAAAUCAGGAGGAAAACGUG